ACUGAGCUCCGGCUCCUGCCCCAGAACAAGCCGCUCCAUGUUUUACCGGCCUCUCUCCGCCGCAGUGGGAGAGGAAGUCGAACCGAGAGUCAAGCGGAGACGCUACCGUGUUAGCAAAAAACCCCUACAGAAAUAUACAGCGCGGAGGGUUUUCGAGCAAACAUGUGCCACGUUUUUGCUGGGAAACGAUACGCUUGACUGAACGGUGCGGGCUCUAUCGACUGGCAUACGUCGCCGAGACAGCGAAGGGACCGCGUUAGUGCUCCUCACAGGCAGCUUGAGAGAGAGAGGGCUCCCCUAUCACCGACAGCCUGGUAGGCAGGAACCGCUCGGCUCUGGCUGGCGCGGAAAACGACGACCUGCUCCACUCUGCUAGUUUUUCUUAGUAUUUUCAACUCCCUGUGUGAGAAGACCUCGAAAACAGUGGCACGUCCAUCGUGUUUCUUCCAUUUUGGCGUGGGAAAAUAUAACAGUCUCCCCAACGAUCUUCGCCUUAACUGUUAAUAACCUCGACUCCCAGUUCUGUGAAACCACCGCUGGACAGCCGAGCUGCUCUCUCCAUCUGUCCGCGCACCCUCCCUCCUCUGCUGCCGUCACUGUGUGCAGCUCCGUGCCGGGUCUCCUCCCCGUGCUCGGGAUAACUCAACGAGAAGCCAUGGACCAUAUUUGUCAUCUUUACUGAUAUUUUUCUGCUCAAGUUCCUGGGCUGUUUCUCGGAAGCGCAGCGAGACUUCCCCAAUAACAAGGAGACGGAAGCAAGAACACCCGCAGCCGUUAGCUUUUCAGAUCCACUGCUGCGCGGUGUGGGAGCAGCGCCGCUGUUGGUCAACCAGCUUGCAGUAACCGUGUUGACAAGCGGCUUUACGGGCUUUUUAAUGCAGCUGUCGAAACCCAGCAGUUCGCUCACUGGUAAUUUAGCCUUCUGGCUAGCAGGUUUCAUUUUUGCUAGCUAGCAUGUUGGCUAGCUAGCAGGCGGACCCGAAUAUCGACACCAGCAGGAGGCUACAGCAGGCUAGCUCCACGACGCGCGGAUUUGGCUUGUGAUUAGUUAAUCACGCCGAGCCCGCUCCGGAUUUGGAGCUAAAGCGUUCAAGGUGUUUAUCCGCGUCUUUUCCAACGGUAUUUUCGGCGUGAUUGCUGCGCCCCGCACGGAGCACAUCGGCUGCAACAGGAAGGAAGCCGAGCGAGAAAAAGAACGGAGCAGAAGAGGAAAAACAAAUAGCCACACAGACAGCGGAGACUGGGAUUGAACGGAGAUCAUUGUUGUGAAUGCUGCUUGUUUUUCAUCCUCCGAUCGCAUGGACUCAUCGGUGCCAAAGCUCGCUUAAAGGAUUCUAAUAUUUUGAGACGAGGACAACGGAUCGCCACAUUUAGCCUGCCCUGGAGGGUCUCUUUCAGGUCUUUUCGGUAAAUCCAUCCUCCCUCCCCUUCCCUAAAUGUGAUGGUUCGAGCAAAACGAGCCACACGUGUUCCUGUUUGUUUGCUUUAACUCAGAUCCUCUGCUGCUAUCGAGGCCACAAAAACAAUCGGGAGUUACAUCUCACGUUCUGACUGCAGACUCCGCCUGCCAUUUCUCUAAAAUUGGACCCCCCCCCCCCCACCACAUCCCCUCCUUACUGCACAUUUGUUUACAUUUGAAGGGAAAAUCCCGAAUCGAAACCCCAUGUGGAACUGGAGACAAACCGAUCGUUUGGGCACAUUUUUUCAGCAAGCAAGUCCCGAGAGACGUGCAGAAUUUGACAGCUGUCCACUAAGGCUGCAUAUCACGGCAGCCCUGUGAAGCGAGGAAGCGCUGACACCAAAACGAGCCAGUUCCUGCUUAUUUUAGCACCUUUCCUCCCGGCGCUCACACGGCGCAAUCCGGCUGCAGUUUUGCGCCAAAUGGGAUUGCAAGGACGGCGAUCGAGCUGAUCCACGGACUGCUUAUUGAAUUUUUUUUUAUCCGAUCAGCCCACCUUAAUGUCCCCCCCAACCCCAUGAAUUCCCUUUUUGUGUCUUAAUGAUGUUGGCUUGAGGUUAGCAGCCGCAGACAUCUACACGAUUCCGCUUCCUCCGGAUCCCCUCCCCUUUACCGGCCCCCCCUGUCAUCGCACCUCGGGCCCUUGAUGGUGGUCCUCUCCGCUGGAGGAAACAGUUCUUUUAAUUCCCUGAAUAGUUUUUUUUUUUUUUUUUUUUUUUUUUUUUUAAAGCACCACAGGAAGCCUGCUGUUUUUAUUAAUUUGCUCCUCCAAAGGGUCGAAAAAUGGCGGACCUCGAAGCGGUACUCGCCGAUGUCAGCUAUUUGAUGGCGAUGGAGAAGAGCAAGUCUACUCCUGCCGCCCGUGCCAGUAAGAAAAUCAUCCUCCCUGAGCCCAGUAUUCGCAGUGUAAUGCAGAAGUACCUGGAGGAAAGGGACGAACUCACUUUUGACAAAAUUUUCAACCAGAAAAUUGGAUUCCUGCUGUUUAAAGAUUUCUGUAUGAACGAGAUCGACGAGGCUGUGCCUCAGCUCAAGUUCUACGAAGAAAUCAAGGAGUACGAGAAGCUGGACUCUGAGGAGGAGCGUCUGAGCCGCAGCCGGCAGAUUUAUGACGUCUACAUCAUGAAGGAGCUGCUGUCCUGUUCACAUCCAUUUUCCAAGAAGGCAGUGGACCAUGUGCAGAGUCAUCUGGCAAAGAAAUUGGUCCCACCAACUCUCUUCCAGCCAUACAUAGUGGAGAUCUGCGACAGCUUGAGAGGGAACAUCUUCCAGAAGUUCAUUGAAAGUGACAAGUUCACUCGGUUUUGCCAGUGGAAGAACGUGGAACUCAACAUCCAUCUGACCAUGAACGACUUCAGCGUGCAUCGGAUCAUCGGCCGGGGCGGCUUCGGGGAGGUGUACGGCUGCAGAAAGGCCGACACGGGGAAGAUGUACGCCAUGAAGUGCUUGGACAAGAAGAGGAUCAAAAUGAAGCAGGGCGAGACUCUGGCGCUCAACGAGAGAAUCAUGCUGUCGCUAGUCAGCACAGGGGACUGCCCAUUCAUCGUGUGUAUGACGUACGCCUUCCACACCCCCGACAAGCUCUGCUUCAUCCUGGACCUCAUGAACGGGGGCGACCUGCACUACCACCUCUCCCAGCACGGUGUGUUUAGUGAGAAAGAGAUGCGGUUCUAUGCUGCUGAAAUCAUCCUGGGUCUGGAGCACAUGCACAACCGCUUCGUCGUCUACAGAGACCUCAAGCCGGCCAACAUCCUUUUGGACGAACACGGCCACGUUCGGAUCUCAGACCUCGGCCUGGCCUGCGACUUCUCCAAGAAGAAGCCCCACGCUAGCGUUGGGACUCAUGGCUACAUGGCUCCAGAGGUCCUUCAGAAGGGAACGGCGUACGACAGCAGCGCAGACUGGUUCUCUUUAGGCUGCAUGCUCUUCAAACUCCUCAGAGGGCACAGCCCCUUCAGACAGCACAAGACCAAAGAUAAACAUGAGAUAGACCGCAUGACGCUGACCAUGAAUGUGGAGCUCCCAGAUUCGUUCACCCCGGAGCUCAAGGAUCUGCUGGAGGGGUUGCUCCAAAGAGACGUGUCCAAGCGGCUCGGUUGCCAGGGCCGGGGAGCGCUAGAGGUGAAGGAGCAUCAGUUUUUCAAAGGUAUCGACUGGCAGCAGGUGUACCUGCAGAAGUACCCCCCUCCUUUAAUCCCGCCCAGAGGAGAGGUGAAUGCCGCGGACGCUUUUGACAUCGGCUCAUUUGAUGAGGAGGACACCAAGGGCAUCAAGCUGCUGGACAGCGACCAGGAGCUGUACAAGAACUUCCCUCUGGUCAUAUCGGAGCGCUGGCAGCAGGAGGUGGCUGAGACUGUGUACGAGGCCGUCAACCUGGACACGGACAAGAUAGAGGUUCGCAAGAGGGCCAAGAACAAGCAGCUGGGCCACGAGGAGGACUAUGCUUUUGGGAAGGACUGCAUAAUGCACGGCUACAUGCUGAAGCUGGGCAACCCGUUCCUCACCCAGUGGCAGCGCCGCUACUUCUACCUGUUCCCCAACCGGGUGGAGUGGAGGGGAGAGGGCGAGUCGCGGCAAAACCUGCUGACCAUGGAGCAGAUUGUGUCGGUGGAAGAGACGCAGGUUAAAGACAAGAAGUGCAUCCUGCUGCGCAUCAAAGGAGGGAAGCAGUUCGUCCUGCAGUGUGAGAGCGACCCAGAGUUUGUGCAGUGGAAGAAGGAGCUGAACGAGGCGUUCACAGAGGCCCAGAAGCUGCUGCGCCGCGCGCCCAAGGUGAUCGGGAAAGGCCGAGCCGCCGUGGUGGAGCUCUCCAAACCGCCGCUCACACACCGCAACAGCAACGGCCUGUGAAUAAAAGGAGCACAUACCUUUCUAUAUCUAUACACGCACACGCCCUCACGCAAACAUGUAGACACAUACACUCUGCACACCACAUCAUUUCUGCAAGACAUCGGCCCCAACUUCAUGGCAACGCCUCGCAGUGUGUGCGGACCUGCCAGCCCCUUACCCACACACACACACACCCCCACGCCCCCCCCCACACACACACACACCAUCAGAGGAGGUUCACCGGUUUCUUUUCCGUUUCAUCCACGGGACUCUGCCAGUCACGGAGAGGAGAGGCGGGGCGGGGCGGACUGAAGGAGAGCAGAACCCUCUGCAUGGAUGUGACGAGGAUUUGUCGGACUGGUCCUCCACCUUCCCCGGCUCUCCUUCAUCCCCCCGCACCCUCAGGGUCACCCCUCCUCACUUGAACCGGAUCUCCUGGAAGAAUCUGAAAAACGACUGCGAAACGAAAUGGAGUUUUAAGCGUCAGAUACAGCAGGAGGUCCAAUCAGAGAGAAUUCCUCUUUCCCAGGCGAUGCAGAAGGGGCGGGGCUACUGUGGGGAAUGUAAAAACAAAUCUGCUGCUCGACUGUAUCCUGUCCCCCCGUACCUCUUACCACCAACCCCUCCUCUCAGUUACUGAAGUGUGCAAAGUGCCAACAUGGAUAUUUUACUUGAGUCACCUGAGCGGCCGGUGGGAGCCCCCCGUCCCUCCGGACCCUCUCAGGGUGUUUGUUGGCGGGCGAUUUAUCAUUCCAGUCCUGAAAAACAAGAGGACCAACAGACUCUUUUCAGAUUGGCUCCUGUUUCCAGCCAGUUUCCAUGGCGACCGAGAUUCCAUUGGCUGUCAAACAGCAACGGGUUGCCAUGGGAACUGUGAAGACCAAUGUACCUGAGGAUGGGUAACCGUGGAUGAUGACGUGUGUAAGCCUCGCAGGAGGGGCGGGGCGUGUUCAGUGUAUAUAAACAACCCUUUCUCUGUGCAUCCCAUGUUUUGGUCCAGUGUGUUUGCAUUGGCGGAGGACCUCUCUAUCUGCCUGUCCAAAAGCCUCGCAAGGCUUUACCCCAACACAGGAGGACGGGGAUGGUCUCUCUCUCUCUGCAGAGUGUGUGAGGGCGUAAGGUGUGUGUGGAAGAGCAGGUGUCGGUGCUGCGUUACCUCUGCUGGGCUGUUUCCAGACGAUGCCAUCACACAGACACACGCAUUCUAGUGGCUUUGCAGGUUCAGCCAGUGUUUGUUGUCAGAGUGAGCACAAGUUGGACGAGGAGGAGCUGAAGCUGAGGGAAAGUUUUACAACCUUUGGUUUUCUUUUAUUUUUCUGGCUUUUGCUCUUUGACCUCUGAAGGCGCCUGGAGGACCAAUCCCAACCUGCUACACAGUCUGCCAAUAACAACAUAUCCAGCUCUCAAGUAUAGUCAUAAUAUUGGGUUCAAGAUUUUUAGCAAUAUUUUGGUAAAGCUACAAAUUCCCUUCUUUGUUUUGUUUUCCACGGUGGUAUGACAGUUUCGGUUUUAAGGAAUUUGUAAUUGGUUUAGAAAAUAUCAGUCCAGGUUUGACAAAAUCGCUAUGGUUUAAUAAGAACCGCUAUAGAAGUGAAAAUGCUCCCUUUCUGGGAUUUCACAGACAAAAUAAAGGUAUCAGAAAUCGCAUUGUGCAGAAUUAUCAGGUUUAGGUUCAGCCCAAGUAUUGGACAAAAGAAAAAGAAAUCCCACACUGUCCAGGCUACCUUAAAAAAGUGAAAAGCCAUCUGUAAGAAGCAUUAACAUCUUAUGGUGCUAGUAAUGCUAAAUUUACCAACGCUAGCCGCUGAUGAUGCUUGCAACUGAUUAUGCUAACUUUAACAACAUUAGCCAUUAAUAUUUCUUGUGGCGUCUGAUGCUAUCUCGAGCAACGCUGGGAGCUAAUGACGCUCAACAAUAAUAAUGCUAACUUUAACAGUAUUAGCCACUAAUGCUGCUUGUGGCUAAUAAUUCUAACUUUACCAAUGUUAGCCUGCAAUGUUGCUUGUGGUUAAUGAUGCUAAUUUUAGCAUCUUCAGCUCCUAACUUUACUCACAUUAGCAUCAUUAGCAGCUAGCGGUUUUGCAGUUGCAAUUUUCUAUUGAGUUUCCAAAAGGCUUCCACAUAAGCUAUUUGAAAAUGUCGCCAGCCUCUAUAGUGCUGACAGCGAGCCAAAAAGAAGUCUUUCUUAGCCAACUCUAUAUCAGCACACUCAAGUACUACUUCCGUUCUCACUCCAAAAUAAGAGUCUCCAACAUACCAGAGUCUCAUGUUUUGCUUAAAUGAGGAGUAUUCUGUUUUGACCAAAUCUUGUGGCCAAUAGUCAGAUUUUUUUUUCCAGUAAUUGAAAGCACCACAGUCAUUCUGCUAAUCCACUUGAGUGAUAACACUCUUCGGUGUAGAAGUUGUUACACACCUGGUCAGUAAUGCUGCUUUGUUGACUUGUUCAGUUUGUUUGUGCAAACCAACUGACUGAAGUAGAGCCUUUUCUCAAGUCCAACUGGGACGAAGUCAAAGUUAGACUUUUCACAUUUCUGUAAUUUUCAUAAGCUGUAUUCCAUUUAAAAACAUUCAAUGUUGAAAAAUGUUCACCUAAUUUCGUUCCAUUUUAGUAUGCGUCAGCUGCAUGUCCUAACUAUAUAUAAGGCACAGGGAAUCUUUUCUUUCUGAAAUGCUGCACGCCGUUUUUAAAAGCUCCUUCAGUUUGACUUUACAGUUGCCAUAUCUGGAGCAAAUGUGAGAGACGAAGCUAAUUCAGCUCAUCCAGUCAGCUUUAAAUCAUGUCACGUUUAAAGCAGAAAGCCGAACACAUCAGCUGUCUGUUCAGCUCCCGUUCAUUAGUGCGUUGUGUUUUUCAUGACCCGGUUCGGUCGGGGCUGAAACAUGUCGAGCACCGGGGCGUUUACGGGACGGGUUGUCGCACAGUCGCAGUGUUACAGGAUGUGCAACGGAAGGAGAAAUCUAUUGUAAUUUCAGGGUUUUUAUUUUUUUAUGCAGUACAAUGUCCUUGUUGCAGAACUGUAAUGCGAAAAGCUUCAGUAGAAAAAAGGGUUGAUUUGCGUAAAUAGCUUUUAUUUUUUCAUUUUUUUUGAUAGCCUUUUUUCGUCAGGGGGAAAUCUUAUCACGUUGUAGAGAUUUUUGCCACCUCUUAAGGUGUCUUUUAUUUUUAUAAACCAAAAUGGUUUUUAUUGUUUUCAUUGAGAGUUAUGUCAUUGCACCUUUUUAGCCCAAUGUGUUACUUACCAAUUGUUAAAUGUGCCAAAUAACUUUUUAUGUUGAAAUUUUUGUUGUUGUUGUUGAAAUGAAGGAGUGGAACUAACCGGAAGUUGGACGUUUGCUUCUCGUUACGGACGUGUCAGCAUCCAAAACGAUUGAAAGUCCACUCUCACAAACUUUUUAAGGAGGAGAUUUUGUCAGAAGGGUACAAAACUGUGACCAAACGUUUCUCCACUGGUGUUUGUGUGUUGGCGUGUGUGUUUGUGUGUUCGGGUUGCCACGGGGGAUUCUGAAAACACACACCGCCCGGUUCCGUGUACUUGUUCCUGAAAGUUUUUUCUCUCUCUCUCUCUCCACACUGUGUGUAAGUCGUGAGUAUUGGGAGAUACGUGAGGCUCAUUAACGCCUCGUAUCGCCAUCCGGUGGACGUUUUACUUUCUUUCUACGUCACACACAGAUUUCCCUCCCUCGGACACACGCUCAACACGAUUUUAAAAAAGGACAGCAUAUAGGAAAAAAUAUAUAUAUAGUAUAUAUAAAUAUAUGUGUAUAUGAAAUGACAAAACGCUCUAGGUUUAUUUAAAAGAUUUAAUGUAGAAAACAAAAUGAACUUGUCGAGGGGAGGUCGGGGAUGUUGAUGUGAGUAUAAUUGUUUGUGGUGAUGACUUCAGCUUGAAUCUUGCACAUAAAAAAAAAGACUUAUUAGAGAUAUUGUACCUGCGAGUUCCAGAUGAUUAUUUUUGUUCAGACACCAGACUCUGUGCUUUUUUUUUCAUUUUUUUUUUCAUAUUUAUUGUGUGCAUGGGGAGCCGGGAGCCGACGUCUCUCCUCCACACGUCGGAGCUUUUGGGCCGAGGCUUACUGUAGAAAACCCCUCCAGUUUACACCCGUCUGAAACUCUUCUCGUCUUCACACGCCACAAACACAAAUACUACUGCUUUUGGGUUAUUCAAAUUAAGGUAAAAGAAGAAAAAAAGAAUACUGCUAUCUGACUGAUAUUAUUCAGUGAAUAUUCUAAAGUUUAUUUUAUUUCAACGAUUCUUUUUGUUUUUGAGAUAGAAAGUUGCGUGUUGGACUGCUUGUAAGAACAGUUCAAGAAUAAAAACGACUUUUUCUGUGUUG
Messenger RNA from Xiphophorus maculatus (southern platyfish), 8623 nucleotides. RefSeq names its product G protein-coupled receptor kinase 3 (gene grk3). Gene Ontology annotation, biological process: protein phosphorylation; regulation of signal transduction; G protein-coupled receptor signaling pathway. The transcript is spliced from 21 exons. NCBI's taxonomy places the organism in Eukaryota, Metazoa, Chordata, Actinopteri, Cyprinodontiformes, Poeciliidae. The record is from RefSeq and is a predicted model, not a curated record. Gene Ontology annotation, molecular function: G protein-coupled receptor binding; ATP binding; G protein-coupled receptor kinase activity. Bases 2243 to 4309 code for a protein of 688 amino acids.